Messenger RNA from Drosophila santomea, 2777 nucleotides. Its product is annotated as aminopeptidase N. Gene Ontology annotation, biological process: proteolysis; peptide catabolic process. The transcript has 6 exons. The record is from RefSeq and is a predicted model, not a curated record. NCBI's taxonomy places the organism in Eukaryota, Metazoa, Arthropoda, Insecta, Diptera, Drosophilidae. Gene Ontology annotation, cellular component: cytoplasm. Bases 1 to 2715 code for a protein of 904 amino acids. Gene Ontology annotation, molecular function: metalloaminopeptidase activity; peptide binding; zinc ion binding.
AUGCCUAAGCUGCCCUGGUACUUGAUUGUUUUGCACCUGAUAGGAGCAACUGGAGCAGCUGCUCCAAACCUACGCCCUCUGCACUACAAUCUCAGUCUGCUGACCGAGGUGGACCCGCUGAGGCUGAGUGGAACCUUCAGCGGAGAGGUCAUCAUCCGGCUGCGCGUAUGGGGUGAGACUCGCACCAUUGUGCUCAGUAACCAUGGCCUGCGAGUGGGUCCAAAGGUGAUGCUCUUCCGGAGCAACACCGGUGGUCGGGUGACGGUGCGCAAAGUGUGGCACAUUAAGCGCCUCCACCAAUUCGGCAUCGUGUUCAAUAGCAUGCUGUGGCUGGGCGAGGAGUACAGCCUGGUGCUCCAGUUCAGUGGGCAAAUGUCGCGCGCCAGUGGCUACUUUGUGGGCGGAUACAUGGAUUCCAAAGACCAUCCGCAGUGGAUAGCGGUCACGCAGCUGGCUCCCAAUCUGGCCAACACCGUAUUUCCCUGCUUCGAGAAUCGCAACUUCCUCGCUCCCUUCAUCCUCAAUUUGGCCCAUCCCAGGGGCACCAAUGCCGUGAGCAACAUGCGGGUGCGCAAGAUCUCCGAUCAUGAAUAUGAUGACUACAUAUGGACUACCUUCCACCAGACGCCAGCGAUGUCUGUACAGAGAUUGGCCUUCUCCAUCAACCGGUUCACGAAUCGAACGUCCGCGGAAAUCGCAAAAGGUCUUGCAGUGACCACUUGGCUGCGACCCAAGAUCGCCGAUCAGGGAGACUACGCCAUCCGCAUUACAUCGCAGAUAAUUGUCUACUUCGUCAGCCUUUUCGGCAAGCCAUAUCCUGCGAUGAAGAUUGACCAACUGAUUCUGCCGGACACGGCUUAUCAGAGUCACGAGCACUUGGGAUUGGUGAGCUACCCGGAGGCAGCAUUCCUCUACAGCGAGCAGCGUUCGACGUCGCGGGCCAAGCAGCAGGUGGCCAGUCACGUGGCCCACGAGUACGCCCACCACUGGCUCUCCGAUCUGGAGAAUACCGCCCUCUACUGGCUGCACUAUGGCCUCUCCGACUAUGUGGCCGGCUUUGCCGUGGACAACGUGGAGCCCGCCUGGCGGUUUCAUGAGCUCACCAUGCUGCGUCAGGCAUUUGCCGUUCUAGAUGCCGACUCCGGCAGCAGUGCUCAGCCCGUGAGUCUGUCCCACGCCCUAGUGUCCUCGGCUACCCAGGCGUAUCACAAGUCAGCCCUUCUAUUCCGCAUGCUGCACUCACUCAUUGGCACCCAGGUCUUUGCAAACGCGUUGCGUCUGUACCUGCAGCACUCGCCCAAGGGAUCCGCCUCCAACCAGGCGUCCCUGUGGCACACAUUGCAGGAGGAGUCGGACCGCCAAAUGAGCUUGCGCCAGGACAUCAAAGUGAGCCAGCUGAUGGACUCGUGGACAAUGCAACCAGGUUACCCGCUCAUUCGGGUGGUGCGCAACUAUGAUACCAACCAGGUGACCGUGAGCCAAGAGCGUUUUCUGCGCAAUCCUGGCAAGCGGAUGAAGAAACGCCAACACUGCUGGUGGGUGCCACUGACCUUCGCGUCUGCGGGUCGCCUUAGCUUUGUAUCGACGCUGCCCAGCGAAUGGCUGACAUGCGUGGCCAGACAGACCGCCGGUCGGCUUGUCCUAAGCGAGGUGGCCCAACCAGACGAGUGGGUGGUCUUCAAUCUCCGCCUGGCCACGCCCUGUCGCGUCACCUAUGACGAGCGCAACUGGCAGCUGAUUGGAGAGGCUCUGUCCGCUCCGAAUGCCAGCAGCAUCGACCGCUUCACUCGGGCGCAGCUGAUCAGCGAUGUCCUCAACCUGGCCGCCGCCGGGGUUGUCACCUACGAUCUGGCCCUGAACUUUCUCGGCCACCUGCGUAACGAGGACGAGUUCAUCGUGUGGCAGGCAGCUGGCAGGUGUCUGGAGUGGCUCUACCGCACUCUGCGCAACACCGCCAUAAUCUCUACAUUCAAGGGCUUCAUGAGAGGCUUACUGCAGGCCAAGUUCGAUGAGCUUUUUAAAUCAGCUGGAAAGGAAAACAUCACCGAACUGAUGGUGAUCGUCCUGCAGCUGUCCUGCCAAACUGAUCUGCAAUCCUGCGCGGACUUCGCUCUCAAGGAAUUCGCUGCCCUCACCCUGAAGUCCAAUCGCAUUCCGGUUGAUCUACGCGAAACCAUCUACUGCACUGCCAUUCAGUUUGGCACGGAAGCGGAUUGGACGCUGCUGCGGAGGCUCUACAAGCGGUCAGAUGUGAGCGAAGAGCGAAGGAUCAUCCUGAGCGCCUUGGCAUGCAGUCGCGAAAACUGGGCGAUGGACAAGCUGCUCAACCUGGCCUUCGUCGGCCGUUACUUGCCCAAGGAGGAUGUCCUGCUGAUCUUUAGUGCCGUGGCACAGAAUCCUUUCGGCUACAACCUGGCCAAGAAAUACCUGAUGAACAACAUCAAGGCAAUCAUUAAAUUAUAUGGAAGUAGCACCGAUGAACUGGCACAGCUAGUCACCGUUCUUAUGGAAGAGGUCACCACUGAAGAGGAUCUAAACGCUUUACGAAUGUUUAUGAAAACAGAUCUCGGGAGUCUUCCGGGCUUCGAAACCGCCUUUCGUCGUAUCCUGGAACUGGGCCACGACAACAUAGCCUGGCAUAGCCGACAAUACCAUAAUGUCCUGGCCGCCGUUUGCAACAUCACCGGCUCCAUAGAGCCGCAGUGCAUCUACUAAAAAGCCUGCGAUUCGACUGCGAUUUUUGCAUAAACUAUCGAUAAAGCAUAGAAUUACCAAAA